Messenger RNA from Corticium candelabrum, 1582 nucleotides. RefSeq lists its product as uncharacterized. The record is from RefSeq and is a predicted model, not a curated record. The transcript has a single exon. NCBI's taxonomy places the organism in Eukaryota, Metazoa, Porifera, Homoscleromorpha, Homosclerophorida, Plakinidae. Bases 105 to 1400 code for a protein of 431 amino acids.
UACACGGGAUUGCAGCAGACCUCUAGGCGUAGUUGUGUUGUUACACAGGAGAGGUUGUGUCCCGUCGCCUCUUUGCGGGAAGAAGUUCACCUGUGAUUUACAAAAUGGCGUCUGAAACGAAGUCUUUCUGUCUGAUGUUCUACGCUGUUUUUGGAGUGGUUCUGGUUGGCUCUACAUUGUCUUCUCUUGUCACCGGUUUUUCUCUUGCCACAAGCUAUCUUAUAUUGCCAACGGAGACAGCCUGUAGUCACUGGAGUUCAUCCAUUACUGUUGUCGGAGGUGCGGUUAUGUUUGCUAUAUCCGGGCUAUCCGGUGUUAUCAUAGUGCCACUUCUACCGAAGCGUAGCACUCGGACGUGGCUGCUCACUUCCGCUGUUGCGUCGGGAUUGGGUUUUGGUGUUUGUGGCGUGGCAGUGGCAACCUGCCAUUGGUCAAAUGUGGCUACUCAAAUUUUCUAUGUGUUGGGUUAUGUGUUUAUUGGGUACGGAUGCUACCUUCCUGUUGCUAUUGUAUCUGUAGCUCUCAUUCCUUGGAUGCCGAGAUACAAAGCGUUUGCAGCUGGAUAUUCUUCAUUACUUUGUGGUCUGGGCAGUUUAGCUAUUAGCCAAUUGCUACUCUAUUGUCAGACUCUAAUCAAGAAUGAUGUUUUAGAUGUAGUUACUGUUUUCUUUGGUUGUGGCAUUUUGGUAGUUUUCUUCUACAUGUGUGGUAUGUUCCUCAUUGUACCUCCAUCAUUCGACACCAACAGUACUUUAUGUGAUGAAAGUGUUUCGAAUAAGAAUUCCUCAGGGAUGACUAGAUUUCGUAUCAUGCGUACCCGACAAUUCAUUCUUAUCUUUAUUGGAAGAGUAGUUGGUCCUUUCUGCGGAUAUGGUUUGACGGCUAGGCAGCAGGAGUUUCUUGACACUAUAUGGAGACAUGACCAUACACCAACAGCAAUUCUUGGUGCGAGUGUGUUUGGCAGUUACAUUGGUGGUCGAAUUUUUUGGUUGAUCAUGUGUGAGAAAAUGAGCUGUCGUUGGUGUUGGUGCACUUCUCUUGCUAUUCAGGCAGUGGCAAUUGCGUUUCUUCCCUUGUUUACUUAUUCGUCUGAUUCGAUAUGGAUGAAAUAUGCAGCAUUGAUUGACUUCUGUGUAAUCAAUAUCACAUUUCCUAGCAGCAAGAUGACUUCGUUUGGAUUAUGUUUAGAAAUAUUCGGAUCUGUCAACUAUGUGACUGCUUAUGGAAUGAGUGUCAUGGGACUAGGAGUUGCUGGAUUUCUUGCACCUCUUGCUUUUGAGUGGUCAUUGAUGAUUUGGUCAACAUACACUCCUAUAUUGUAUGCAUCUGCUGCAGCUAAUAUCAUUGCCCUCAUUGCAUCUCUUUGUCUCUCUCCCAUACAUUUUGACCCUAUUGAAUAAAUAUUUUAAUUUAAUCAUUGAGUCGUUACACAAAAUUUGAGUUUGAUCCUAUAAUUUUGAACAUUGAUUAUAUAAAAUUGUGAUACAAUUGUGGUUAUAUAAAUGAUUAUGCGUACUAAAACACUUGGAACAGAUGUUUAGCAUUGUUAUCUCUCAUAGAAAUAGAUUUAUGAGAUCAUGUU